AUGAUCGGUACUGCAGUCACUGCACCAAACUCCCAAGACACAUUCAAAAGGGCCACUGCAGAAAAAGGGGGCAUGGCAUUCUGCUCUAACAAGACAAAGUGCGACCACAUGCCAGUUGCCAAGACCAUGGCCAUCCUGGCUGAACAGGGGUUCGUGCUGCCAAAUCUGCCAUACAUGCUGGAUUUGGUUCCUAACAACUAUGCUCUAUUCAAUGCAUUGAGAGCUCCUCCAGGGAAAGAAGUUGAUCACCAAUGA
Molecule: messenger RNA, 255 nt
Organism: Gryllus bimaculatus (two-spotted cricket)
Lineage: Eukaryota; Metazoa; Arthropoda; Insecta; Orthoptera; Gryllidae
Source: the annotation of a GenBank genome assembly